Closterium sp. NIES-65 is the source of this 723-nucleotide messenger RNA. NCBI's taxonomy places the organism in Eukaryota, Viridiplantae, Streptophyta, Zygnematophyceae, Desmidiales, Closteriaceae. The record is from the annotation of a GenBank genome assembly.
AUGCUAUCCCUCCCGUUCGCAUGCUAUCCCUCCCGUUCGCAUGCUAUCCCUCCCGUUCGCAUGUUAUCCCUCCCGUUCACCUUCCUGUCGUCUCCCUCUCACCCCCCGUGCUCGUUCCGCUCUCUCCGGCGCGCGGAAUGCGCGCAGAUCAAGCGGUGGGAGCGCAAGGAGGUGAAGGACAACAGCCUGCCCGUGUGCCACAAGCUGCACGUGCACGUGGGAGACACCGUGCAGGUGCGUGCGAGUGGGCGACACCGUGCAGGUGCGUGCGAGUGGGCGACACCGUGCAGGUGCGUGCGAGUGGGCGACACCGUGCAGGUGAUAGCGGGCAGGGACAAGGGCAAGGUGACAGAGGUGGUGCGCGUGAUCAACCACAACUCGAGCGUGCUGUGCCGGGACAUCAACAUCAAGACCAAGCACGUCAAGGGCAAGGCAGAGGGCGAGGCCGGCCAAAUCAUCCAGUACCUGCUCCCAUGGUCACAUAAAUGCAUGCUUGCCGGAAUGCACGGUGUGGUGCAGAUGGAGGCGCCGAUUCACAGCUCCAACGUGAUGCUGUACUCGAAGCAGCAGAAGGUGACGAGCCGAGUGGGCCACAAGGUGCUGGAGGACGGCAGCAAGGUGCGCUACCUGCUCAAGACAGGCGAGGUCCUUGACCAACCCAGCGAGUGGAAGCGCACAGCCAAGAAGGAAAAGAAGGACAAGCCCAAGGGUGACUCGUUGUAA